Manihot esculenta (cassava) is the source of this 1355-nucleotide messenger RNA. Its product is annotated as glyceraldehyde-3-phosphate dehydrogenase, cytosolic. The coding region runs from base 125 to 1150 and encodes 341 amino acids. NCBI's taxonomy places the organism in Eukaryota, Viridiplantae, Streptophyta, Magnoliopsida, Malpighiales, Euphorbiaceae. The transcript has 12 exons. Gene Ontology annotation, molecular function: NAD binding; NADP binding; oxidoreductase activity, acting on the aldehyde or oxo group of donors, NAD or NADP as acceptor. The record is from RefSeq and is a predicted model, not a curated record. Gene Ontology annotation, biological process: glucose metabolic process.
UGGUUUUUCUCUCUUUUGCUUUAUAUACUCCCCUACAUUAUCGUUUUCUUCCUCACAUUAAUCUCUGUAUUAGCUCUCACUAGACUCGAUCUCAGUUGCUAAUAUCUAUUUUCCAUUGUUAGUAAUGGCUGGAGAUAAGAAGAUUAAGAUCGGUAUCAAUGGGUUUGGAAGAAUCGGUCGUUUGGUUGCUAGAGUCGCACUUCAGAGAGAGGAUAUUGAACUCGUCGCCGUUAACGAUCCUUUCAUUACUACUGAUUACAUGACAUAUAUGUUUAAGUAUGAUACAGUUCAUGGUCACUGGAAGCACACUGAUGUCGCCGUCAAGGACGAAAAGACACUUCUUUUCGGUGAUAAGCCAGUCACUGUUUUCGGGAUCAGGAACCCAGAAGAGAUUCCAUGGGGUCAGACUGGUGCCGAGUUUGUUGUUGAAUCCACUGGAGUUUUCACCGACAAGGACAAGGCUGCUGCUCACUUGAAGGGUGGAGCUAAGAAGGUUGUUAUUUCUGCCCCCAGCAAAGAUGCACCCAUGUUUGUUGUGGGUGUCAAUGAGAAGGAAUACAAGCCAGAACUUGACAUUGUUUCCAAUGCUAGCUGCACUACCAACUGCCUUGCCCCCUUGGCCAAGGUCAUUAAUGACAGAUUUGGAAUUGUUGAGGGUCUUAUGACCACUGUCCACUCCAUUACCGCCACUCAGAAGACUGUUGACGGCCCAUCAAUGAAGGACUGGAGAGGUGGAAGAGCUGCUUCCUUCAACAUCAUUCCUAGCAGCACCGGGGCUGCCAAGGCUGUUGGAAAGGUUCUCCCAGCACUUAACGGAAAAUUGACUGGAAUGGCCUUCCGUGUUCCAACUGUUGAUGUUUCUGUUGUCGAUCUCACUGUAAGGCUUGAAAAGAAGGCAACAUAUGAGGAAAUCAAGAACGCCAUCAAGGAGGAAUCUGAGGGUAAGCUUAAGGGAAUUUUGGGUUAUACUGAAGAUGAUGUGGUGUCCACUGACUUCGUUGGUGAUAGCAGAUCAAGCAUUUUUGAUGCCAAGGCUGGAAUUGCUUUGAAUGACAACUUUGUGAAACUUGUCUCUUGGUAUGACAAUGAAUGGGGCUACAGUACCCGUGUGCUUGACUUGAUUCGUCACAUUGCUUCCACCCUAGCUUGAAGAAAUUGAUGAUAAAUGUUGAGUUCUGUAUUCGAGUCAAAUGUUUAGACGCAGGCUUUUAUUUAUGUUUAAAUAAAAAUUGAGUUGAGGUCUUCUGUUUUUGUUUUUUGGGAUUUUAGUUGUUAAGCUAUGGAGUUGUAAAACCAUUUUAAUUAUGGGAAGAAUUCCACCCUGUUUAGUAUAUCAGUAAGUUUCUUUCCCCCAA